This is a messenger RNA of Scutellospora calospora, 275 nucleotides long. The record is from the annotation of a GenBank genome assembly. Lineage: Eukaryota; Fungi; Glomeromycota; Glomeromycetes; Diversisporales; Gigasporaceae.
AUGUCAGAUCAAGUUUCAGGAGCAGUUCAAAAAUUAUGGACAUCCUAUUCAAAGAAUACAUCACAAAGUCUUAAACUUAUUGAUGCUUAUUUAGUUUUCAUUCUCUUUUCUGGUGUUUUUCAAUUUGUACAUUGCGUACUUGUUGGAACUUUUCCAUACAAUGCUUUCUUAGCAGGAUUUAUCUCUACUGUUGGUUCGUUUGUAUUGACAGCUAAUCUACGGAUACAAACUAAUCCAGACAAUGCAGAUGAAUUCAAAUCAAUAUCUCCAGAGAG